UUUGACGUUUAAAUGUUUGUCAACAUACUGUCCGAUCCUUCACAACGCGCUGUUUAAUUUUACCAAUAACUUUCGCAAACAUUUGCAGGUGAAGUAAAGUUUUCUAUUUGAUGAUAAUAUCGUUCGUGCAUUAUAAUAAGGCAAAAUGAGUGACCAAAUUGAAGAGUUGGAAGGAUCGGAGCUUGGAACAAAGGACUUCUGGGAGACAAGCUACACCCGGGAAAUAGAAAACUAUCGCGACCACGGCGAUGUGGGUGAGGUUUGGUUUGACGAAGAUAGCCAAAACCGCAUCAUUACCUGGAUUGUUAGACAAGAAGAUGAGAUCAAAGCAAGCGAUCCAAUUAUUGAUUUGGGUUGUGGCAAUGGUAUGAUGUUGAUUGAACUAGCGCGGGAAGGGUACACAGAUUUGACCGGCAUCGAUUACUCCCCCAAAGCAAUAGAACUGUCUAAAGCAAUUUGUCACGAUCAGAACCUUAACAUCAGUUACAAGGUGGUGGAUUUGAUGUCGGAACCGGAGGUGAUGGCAUUGGGAAAGUUCAAAGUGGUACACGAUAAAGGCACGUAUGAUGCCAUCAGUUUGCAUCCAGAGGAUGCGAAAACGAUGCGAACAAGCUACAUCAACAAUGUGCAUCGGAUGUUACAGGAUGAUGGACUGUUCAUACUUACCUCGUGCAACUGGACCGAAUGUGAGCUGGUUAAAAGUUUCACAGGUGUUUUCCAAUUACGAACGGUGAUACCUACACCGACGUUUAAGUUUGGUGGCAAGGUUGGAAGCGUUGUAACGUCCAUUGUGUUUGUUAAGAGUCACAACUGAUUGUAAACCGGGUAGAUUUACAUGAGAACAAUAAAAACUUUUGCAAAAG
Molecule: messenger RNA, 863 nt
Organism: Anopheles funestus (African malaria mosquito)
Lineage: Eukaryota; Metazoa; Arthropoda; Insecta; Diptera; Culicidae
Product: EEF1A lysine methyltransferase 2
Exons: 2
Coding region: 146-814 (222 amino acids)
Biological process (GO): peptidyl-lysine monomethylation; peptidyl-lysine dimethylation
Cellular component (GO): cytoplasm
Molecular function (GO): protein-lysine N-methyltransferase activity
Source: RefSeq, a predicted model, not a curated record